Molecule: messenger RNA, 2603 nt
Organism: Nymphaea colorata (pocket water lily)
Lineage: Eukaryota; Viridiplantae; Streptophyta; Magnoliopsida; Nymphaeales; Nymphaeaceae
Product: phenylalanine ammonia-lyase-like
Exons: 1
Coding region: 130-2286 (718 amino acids)
Biological process (GO): L-phenylalanine catabolic process
Cellular component (GO): cytoplasm
Molecular function (GO): ammonia-lyase activity
Source: RefSeq, a predicted model, not a curated record
UUCACGCAUACUGCAAUUUCCUCUUCAUUGCCUCUCACUCCUCUCCCCCCUCUGCCAAAUCCUCCAUUUCCGCCACCUCCCCGCCCGGAAUCUCUCACUCGGUGUCUCGUGUUUCUCGUCCCGGAGGAAAUGGAGUUUGUGGAGAAGAGGUUGUACGAGAACGGCAAUGGAGUGCUGCACCAUAACGUCGACAAAUGCGUGAAGGACCCUUUGAACUGGGGAGCUGCGGCCGAGUCCCUCAAGGGCAGCCACCUCGACCAAGUGAAGCAGAUGAUCGAUGAGUACAGAAACCCCAUGGUUAGGCUUGAAGGAGAGACCCUCACCAUCGCCCAGGUGGCCAGCGUCGCCCGUAGGGAGCUCGACGUCAAGGUUGAGCUCUCCGAGUCCGCCCGCCCGCGCGUCAAGUCCAGCAGCGACUGGAUCGUGGACAGUCUUAAUAGGGGAACCGACAGCUACGGUGUCACCACUGGCUUCGGCGCCACCUCCCACCGCCGCACCAAGCAGGGAGGAGCCCUGCAGAGGGAGCUCAUCAGGUUCCUCAACGCCGGCAUUUUCGGCUCCGGCGUGCCGGAGUCCGACUGCACCCUCCCCAGGUCGACCUCCCGGGCCGCCAUGCUCGUUCGCGCCAAUACCCUCCUCCAGGGCUACUCCGGCAUCCGGUUCGAGAUCCUUGAGGCGAUCGCUGGGUUCCUCAACCACGGCAUCACCCCUUGCCUUCCCCUCAGGGGGACCAUCACUGCCUCUGGCGACCUCGUGCCGCUGUCAUACAUCGCCGGCCUACUGACGGGCCGCCCUAACUCGAGGGCUGUCGGACCGAAGGGCGAGGUGGUCGACGCCCAAGAGGCGUUCCACCUCGCCGGAAUCCCGUCCGGCUUCUUCGAGCUGCAGCCUAAGGAAGGGCUGGCACUGGUGAACGGCACGGCGGUCGGGUCGGGCUUGGCUUCCAUUGUUCUCUACGACGCCAACGUGUUGGCACUCCUGUCGGAGGUUCUGUCUGCGGUGUUCUGCGAGGUCAUGAACGGGAAGCCCGAGUUCACCGACCACCUGACCCACAAGCUGAAGCACCACCCUGGCCAGAUCGAGGCGGCGGCGAUCAUGGAGCACAUCCUCGACGGUAGCUCCUACAUGAAGGAGGCCGCGAGGCUGCACGAGAUGGACCCUCUGCAAAAGCCCAAGCAGGACAGAUACGCCUUGAGGACGUCGCCCCAGUGGCUGGGUCCCCAGAUCGAGGUCAUCAGGGCAGCAACUCAGUCCAUUCAGAGGGAGAUCAACUCCGUCAACGACAACCCCCUCAUCGACGUCUCGAGAAACAAGUGCCUCCAUGGCGGCAACUUCCAGGGCACACCGAUCGGUGUGUCCAUGGACAACGCUAGGCUCGCCCUGGCCGCCGUCGGCAAGCUCAUGUUCGCUCAAUUCUCCGAGCUGGUCAACGACUUCUACAAUAAUGGCCUGCCGUCCAACCUCAGCGCCGGCGCCAACCCAAGCUUGGACUACGGCUUCAAGGGUGCGGAGAUCGCCAUGGCCUCCUAUUGCUCCGAGCUUCAGUUCCUCGCCAACCCCGUCACCUCUCAUGUCCAGAGCGCCGAGCAGCACAACCAGGACGUCAAUUCCCUCGGCCUCAUCUCCGCGAGGAAGACGGCAGAAGCGGUAGAGAUCCUAAAGCUCAUGUCAUCUACGUACAUGGUUGCGCUGUGCCAAGCGAUCGAUUUGAGGCAUGCGGAGGAGAAUUUGAGACAUGCCGUGAAGGCGGUGGUCAGCCAGGCGGCCAAGAGAACUCUCACCGUUGGCCAAAACGGCGAACUCCUCUCCUCGAGGUUCUGUGAGAAAGAGCUCCUAAAGGUGGUGGAGAGGGAAUACGUCUUCGCCUACAUAGACGACCCAUGCAGUGCGACGUACCCUCUCAUGCAGAAACUGCGGCAGGUGUUGGUGGAGCACGCCUUGAUCAAUGCAGAGAAGGAGAAGGAAGCUGCUACUUCCAUCUUCCAAAGAAUCGCCGCCUUCGAGGAGGAAUUGAAGACCCACCUGCCAAAGGAAGUGGAGGGCAUCAGGAGCGCUCUGGAGAGCGGGAGCGCAGCGAUUCCAAACAGGAUUAAGGAGUGCAGGUCCUACCCUCUCUACAGGUUCGUGAGGCAGGAGCUCGGCACCGAAAUCCUCACCGGUGAGAAGACGCGGUCUCCGGGAGAAGAGUGCGAUAAGGUAUUCAGAGCCAUCGCGGAAGGGAAAAUCGUAGAUCCAUUGUUGGAGUGCUUGAAGGGAUGGAACGGCUGCCCUCUACCCAUAUGCUGAUCACUAGAAGGGAAUUUCGAGUGGUGGCCACCACCCAAUACCUUUAUCUCUUUCCCGUUCUACUCUUCAUGAUCAGAUACCUGUUUUUCCGUAUAAGACAAUACGUAAACGGAGGCCGGAGGAAAAGAGGGUGAUCCCGGCAGCCUACCCAGUGUCAUGCUCGUCUGUUUUUCCUUGUUAAUUUACACUCGGAAUGUGUAAAUUAAGCUUAUGUAACGUUUUAUUUUUUCUUUUCUUCUCUACUGUGUCCACUGUAAAUUUGCAAAAGCUGCGUCUUUUUUCAAUAAAUGCAAAAAUUUUUCUUGUUUUCGAUGAAA